Oncorhynchus keta (chum salmon) is the source of this 960-nucleotide messenger RNA. RefSeq names its product MARVEL domain-containing protein 3-like. NCBI's taxonomy places the organism in Eukaryota, Metazoa, Chordata, Actinopteri, Salmoniformes, Salmonidae. The record is from RefSeq and is a predicted model, not a curated record. The transcript has 2 exons.
AUGACUCUGAAUGGUCAGAUAGCUGGCAACAAUGACAAGAAGCUGCUUUGUGGGGAAUUGUCGCAAUUUUUUAUCUGUUCAGGUCUAUGCCAGAUAGAGGUCUUUGUAAACCUGCUGAUAGUCAUCUGCUCAGGAGUGUCCUACAGUAACUCCGGGGGUUACCGGGACCUGGUCAGCCCCGGGGGUCUCUACCAGUACUACUAUGGAGGACAGGCUUUCAUCGGCGCCUACACAGACAGGGUCAAGGAGCUGAACAAACUGUUCCACCAGCUCAAGCUACCUCCAUACAUCUUCAGCAUGGCCCGUGGAGGGGCUCUGAUGGUUUAUGCCUGCAUCACUCUAGGUUUGGGGAUCCUGAGAGUCCCUUACCGCUAGACCCCUAUGCUGCUGGGUGAGGCCCUGGUGAACCUCCUGAUCGGCCUGGGCUACAUCUCUGCCCUGGCCUUCUACUUCAUCAAGCUGCAGGAGACCUACGACAAGCCCAUCUGUACGGAGAAGGAAGUGCUCUACAAGAGCAAAGGGCAUCAAGGCUUUGCGUGUGCACUCAAUGGAGCAGACAUCGCUGGAGGCCUCUUCGGGGUGCUUGGAGUCACUGAUUUCAUCUUCGGAAUAGUCUUGGCCAUCCGUGCUUUCAGGGCAGUGCGUGAGAUGAAGAGACCGAGAGCAAUGGAAGAUGGUAACUUAUAACAGGUUUGCUCACCCCCCACUGUGAAUAUAAAGGAUACAAAUGUAGGGUUGAGAUCAAAUUCAGUCAAACAACUAUAAAUAUUUGUGCAUUUUUAUGAACUGUGAUUGAUUAAAAAAAAAAAAAAAGUGUUUAACUGUAAAAAGAGCAAUUUUGUACAUUUGUGACUUUUGUUAAGUUUUAUAAACUUUAAAAACAUGCACACUUAUUUUACUAAAUGUUACAGAUGUGAGACAUCUACAGUGUCACAAACAUUAUUUACUAAUAAAAAUCAA